GGAUCAUGCAUAAAAAAAUAAACUCUAAAUUAAGUGUCCUUUUCACAACCGUCUGAUGUAUCUGAUGGUCUAAUGCCUCCUGGCCCUGUAUGUUUGCCUAGCCAUACAGACUUCCGAAAAUAGUAUUUUCUGGAUAUAUUACAGGAAAGCUUUCAGUAUGUCAAGUCAACAUGGACAGCUGAUGUAGUCCAUUAAAGAGAGAGGGCCAGCAGAUUGGGGGAAGAUUAGUAAAUUGAAUUGAUUUAUGAUCACAUUUGCUGAAUAAAAAAUACUGGAGAAGUGCACAUUCUGCUUUGUUCUAGCUAGAUCUUUUACUUUUCCAUUUAUGAAACACCAGCAGCAGUGCUUUAACUACAAUUAAUGCAUAAAUUUUUGUUGCUACUAAAAAGUAAAAAAAUCAAGUAGAAUUUUAUAAUUGAACUAGCUUUUAUCAACUGGGGUCCUCCAUUACCUUAAGGUUUCAUGAAAGACUACUAGGAGUUCUACAAGAGAUUGUGACUGAAAAAUAUCACACUUCAUUUCUUAAUUUGCACACCGCACAGUGAUAAUAUUUAAAGCUGUGUAGGUUAAGCGUGAAUUGUAUUAUAAAGAUCUUGCAUUUUUUUGCAUUUUUUAUAGAGAUUCCUUGAGACCUGAACAUUAUUUCAAGGUUCCUCCAGGGUUAAACAGUAAAAAUGAUUGUUUAAGAAAUGUAGCUGCUGUUUUUAACCAGCAGGGAGGAUGUGACCUGAGGAUUGCAUAAUUAGAAAAGUUUAGAUUAGAUAUGCCUGGAUUUUAAAUGAAUAAUUAAUGUGUGAUAGACCUACUUCAGAAAUCAUCAGCUUCUAUAGCUACAUUUUCCCCUUUAUUUGAGACAUUCAUUGUUUCAAAGUCAAAAAGGACCUGAUACUGUGAGACAGAAAGAGAGCACAGCCAAAGGUAAGUUUAAAAUUUAUUGUAUUUCCACUUUUAAUAAUUAAUACUUAAAUGUAAUAUUGAGAAUCAAUUUGUUCCUUAUAUGAUACACAAAUAGCAAGAGAUCCUAGAGUAAAAAGAUCUGCUCUGAUACAUUAGGUAAAUUUUCAGCAUAAUUUUAAAGCUGAAAUUCUAUAUAUAUUUCACUGACUGGAAAUAAUUCUAUGAGCUAUUGACAGAUUGUCAAGCUUUGUUUGUUUAUCUUUCUUAAUAUAUGGAAAAGUGCUGGGAACUAGUAAUCACAGGUACCUGAAACUAGGAACUACAGUAGUGUUUAGCAUGCCAGCUAAUGCUUCUUCUUGUGUCUCCUAAAAAUGCCUUUGAGGACUAAAUUGCCAAAUAUUAAAACAUAAAAAAAACAAAUAUAGUCUUUCCUCUUUUAGCAUUAAUAUAACUAAAGUUUCUUUGUACUAGCUUCAGAUGGUAUCUUAGCUAUUCCUGCUCUGAAUGGGGAUUGAAGUUCCAAUCUUAAUGAUACCCUUCCAUUUGGAUUACUGUAAUGUGUUAUGUAGAGAGCUGCUAUUAGAAUCUGGAUGUUUGAAUACAAAAACAAGAAUUUAAACUGACUUUUUGUAUUAUGCGUGUAUUGUACAGAUAUCACCUUCCUUGGUUCUUAAUUGCUUCCAACCUCAGAACAAUGUAUUGCCUUCAUUCAUCAGAUUAAAAUAUUCAUGUCUACCUACUUACUGAUAUGUACCUAUUUUCUCCAUAACAUGAACCAUUUCUGAGAGAUUCUGGAAGUAAUAUAAUGGUCAUAGGAUUCUUACCCUUGCACCUAGAGAAUACAGUAAAGAAUAUAAAAAUAAAUAGACACAAAAAACCCACGUCCCUCUAGGCAUCUAGAUUGCCUCUAGACAUCUAGGUUGCCUUAAUCUUGUUAACCUUUCACAAGGCUCUGAAGACCAGGUGUUUGGGCUAGGGAGUUAAGCAACCUCUGCUGGUAAUGCUGCUUUUAUGAUUUAAGUCUAUUGUUUUAAUUUUGGGUAUCAUGGUUUAGAUGGUGAAGUGUUGUUUUAAUUUUGUAUGUUACCCGGUUACUCUUGUGAGAUGGGUAGAAGUCAUGUAAAUAAAUAAGUAAUCAAACAGGCAGCACAAAAAUUAUGGCCAGUACAGAGUCUAUAACUAAAAACAAUGAGGAUUUAAAAAUGGAAGCAGGUUGUUUCUUGAUUUGAAAAGCUUCAUUAAGAACAGAAGUAUCUUGGCUUUCUCUUCUCAGUAAAAACUUUCAUAGAAACUCUUAAUGGUACUUGUUUUAGAGAAGAGCCAAAUACUAUAUACUACACUGGUAAUCAAUAACCUCAUUAUAUUUUUUCUUCCAUUAAAAUUAGGAACUCUUUCAUCUAAUUCAUAUGUAAACGUUCUUCAGAACAAUGGGAUGGAUUUUUCCCCUCAGUAAAAUUUCAAAGUGGGAAAUAUAUUGACUGAACCUGAAACAAUAUCCAACAUAUUUAAGAAGCAUGGACUCAAAUAGAAAAGAAGGAGAAACUGAAAGUGUGCCAGUGAUUAACCCUGCAACACAGAUUGCCCAGUAUGUAAUCUAUGAGUUGGGAGUUUUUGAGACAUGGUGGAAAAUCAACUUUUUCAUCUGAAGAACAAAGAGUGGAAGGCAUAUAUAUGCAUUUCUCCUAAAACAGAAGAUGGAUGGCUAUGGGAAGAUAUCUUUUUCCUGUGAUUUGCUAAGAAUUGUAACUUUUUUGGUUAUGACUGAGGUACCAUCACUGAAUUGCAGGUGAUGGCAAUGAAAGUGCAAGGAGUGUGUUUAGAGGUAGAUCUGGAAAUUUCUCCAUUUUGAUCGGACUUUGGAAACCUCCCUCUCCAGACUGAAAACUAUUUCUAAUAUACCUAAAUGACUGAUCAGUAUACCAAAGUUAAACACUGAAACACAUUCUGCUGGAGGAGAAGAUAGAGACAAGAUUGGCUAGGGAGGACCCCCUACCCCAACAGGGGGAAAGGAAAAGCCAAGAUGUCUUAGCAGUUGCAGGCUCUGGCUUCUGAACUUAAAAGUAGCUUCAGUGAAGCAAUGCAAGAACUUUCAAGAAUUCAACAUGGAGAGUAUGCUCUUGAGGAGAAAGUUCAAAGCUGCCGGUGUGCAAUGGAGGAAAAAGUGGCCGAGAUGAAAAAUUCUCUAAAUGAUUUCAAGGAGGAGCUUAAUGACGCCAAAUCUAUGAUUGAGGAAAUUAGUGCCAAACAAGAAGAGAUGCAGCAAAAAAUUGAGCAGCUGCAACAAGAGAAACGGAAAGAAUCUCGCAAGCUCAAAGUGAAAAGGAUUCAAAAAGAGGAGCACGGUUCCCAAACUGUGCCUACUCCUCUGCAAGGAAGCCCCUUUCGAGCCCUGAAACUUCCAGAGCCAGUUUUAAUUAAUGAAGAUUUUGUCAAGCUUUUGCACAAUGCAACAUAUGAGAAAGUCUCUGAUUGCAUACCUAGAACAAUAGGAGAAAGCAAUAUGAGAGGUGUAACCAGUACAAAUCUGGACAGAGAAGAAAAUCUCAUAGCUUCCUCUUCAAGCGAUGCUCCAUCAAAGGGACAGGCAUCGGCAACAAUAUGGAAACAGCCCAAAGACAGUAAAGAGAAGAAUGAUGAAUAUAUUUCAAAGAACUUCAAUGAUCAGCAGAGGGAUUUGGCUCUGAGUAGAUAUAGCUCACUAGAGAAUUUGAUGUGGGAUUCUUCUGUUGCAGCUAAAAGGCAAAAUAUUGCUUUGGAUUUACUAGAGUCUGAAAGAAAGUAUGUUAUCAGCCUCUCUCUUGUUCUGAAAGUUAAAUCCACAUUGCAAGGAACAGAAGUGAAAAGAAAUACAAAGGAAAGUUUCUUCCCCAAUUCUUUGCGGUACUUGGUCCAGCAACAUGCAGAGUUACUUCAUGCCUUGCAGGAAAGAGUGUUGAGCUGGCCUCAGCAAGGAAUCCUAGGAGACAUAUUUCUCAGAUUGACCAAUGAUGAGAACAAUUUUUUGGACUAUUAUAUUGCUUACUUGAGGGACUUGCCAGAAUAUAUCUCUUUGAUCCAUGUGGUGAUUUUGAAAAAGAUUGAGGAAGAAAUCAAGUCUGAUCUCUACAUAUUUUUCUUCCAUAUUGUCCAACGCAUUCCAGAAUAUCUUCUUCAUUUGCAAAACAUCCUGAAAUAUACUGAGCAAGAGCAUCCAGAUUAUUACCUCCUUCUUGUCUGUGUUCAGCGCCUACAAGUAUUUAUUUCUCAUUACAGUCUUCUCUUCCAGUGCAAUGAAGAUCUGCUAAUACAGAAAAGAAAGAAACUGAGAAAAUCUUCCUUCAUAAAGUUAUAUAAAGGUCUAGCCUCUCAGUGUCCCAGCAGUGGACCAGCAGCCUCUCCAACUCCAAGUGCAACUUCCUUUCACAAUAGUGGAAUCCAUUCUGAAGAGACAGUGCAUCUGUUUCCAUCAGCCUCUGUUUCUGGAAUAACUGCUAUGCACUUGAUGUCACACAUAAAAAAGGGACAACAAGAAAUGGCAAACAUUCCAGGGAAACCAUGUGAGUGGGAAGCUGAUGGAAGAAAGCAUGGCAGACCAGAGAGUGCUUUAACUUCAUCUCAGUUCAAUGAGGAGGACUUGAAGGCUCUAGCGGCUUCUCUGCAGCCUCUUCCAGACAUGGAGUUCAAUGCUGCUUCAUCAGAUAUGAAAGAAAACAUGGAGAAGCCCCACAAAGCUUCUGCGGAGCUUCUGCAAGACAGCAGAAGCUUUACUCCUGAUUUUGAAGAUUUUGAAUACCGAGGGAAUACAUAUUCCAUUCCUGGACUCUAUGAGAAAGAGCCUCUGGCUAUCCUUCAGACUUGUUCACCAGCCUCUUCUGAAUCUAGCAUUGACAUCUGCUUCUUGCGACCUGUGAACUACACAAAGGAACCAGAGAAGGCUCACCGCACUUUGCAACCACUUCCCAAGAGCAGUGAUCUGGAGCACAUCAGUAGCAGCACCUCCAAGCGUGAGGUUUUUCGGAGCAAGGGCAAACAACUGAGUCAGUCCUUGAAGGAGUUUCCCCGGAGUGGGUCUGAAGGCAUCAGCACAAGACUAUAUAGCACAAGGAGCAGCAGUGGGAGUCGGCUGUCAAACUUGCAGGAGAGAGGCUUCCAGCCCCAAGAGGCCUCUGCCACCUCCAGGAGCUCCCAGUGGAACUACUUUCCUCCACAGCGAGGAGUGGGUGAAAAGCAAAGCUUUGUAGAAGAUAUGUAUUUAGAAGAUACCCGAUUCUCUUGCAGAGAUGACAAUGAACAAACAUCUUUCAGCAGUCAUCCACCACGGCAAGAACAAAAAAGAAGCUUUCGCAGUUCCUUCCGCAAACUUUUCAAAAAGAAAUGAGUCAUUGAAAGAAAAAUAAAUUUGCUAACAUUUAUUUACUCCCGUUAUGCAGAAGGGCUACCUAGCAAUGGGGAAAGCAUUGUGUUAAUGUCCAUUGUAGUUUAUUGGUUCUGAGUUGUUAAUGUAAAACCUUAGAGAAGUGUGGGUUGUCAUUACUUUUGCCAACUAAACUUCAGGCAGGAUUUUUCAGGGCUGGUAAUACCUUGCAUGCCAUACAAGAGCUACAGUGUGUAACAAUGCAUGUUAUACAAAUUUGGUUCUAUAUCAUCUUUAAAUCAAGUAUUCAAGAUGGUUAUUCAGUGCUCCUGUAUGAACUGGUUCAAUAGGAAAAUGUCUUGUGUCUCCAAAUAUUCAUCAACUCCUCUUUGGAUAUCUGCAUUAUCUAUUUUCAAUAGUGUAGAAAAAUGUAGCACAAUUCUUGAUUGAUCUAUCUCUAAAAGAGCAGUUCACCUCUUAAGAGUAGCUUUAGGUACAAUUUAAUCAUCUUACAUCAAGAAUAUUGUAAAAUAGGAAUGUUUAUAAUUUAUUUAAGUGAUCUGGAAAUAAAAAAUAUCUAGAUCACAAGGUUCUAAACCAAAUGAUUAGGGUUUUUUUUCCAUAAACAGGAAAAUGGUGCUAGGCUCAUAUAUACAUUUUAAAUUGGUAUAAUUUAUAUUUUACUUCAAAGUAUGUUUUAUUGCUUGCAUUUUGCUUCAAAUGAAAUUGAAGCAAAAGACAUGGCUAAAAGACAUGGCUCAUUUGCUCAGCAAUUCCACUGAGUAUUGUUUGUGUGAUUAAGUUAUAAAAGACUAAUAAUGAGACAAAAAUCCAAACCACCCAAUCGUAACUGAAUACUUAUACAAUGGGUAGUGAAAGCUGGAGAAGUUAAAAAAAGUGGGAAAUACGAAAAAAAGUCCAAUAUCUUUCUGGAACUAAUAACCAAUAUUAUAUUGACCAGAAACAUUUAAUCAGGAAGAGGUAAUCUGCUGCUCAUCUAGAACAGGGCUUUUCAACCUUUUCACCCAUUGUACCACUUUUAGGAUAUCCGAGUACCACCAGCCGCCUAGCAAGGUG
Messenger RNA from Crotalus tigris (Tiger rattlesnake), 6307 nucleotides. RefSeq names its product Rho guanine nucleotide exchange factor 33 (gene ARHGEF33). Lineage: Eukaryota; Metazoa; Chordata; Lepidosauria; Squamata; Viperidae. The transcript has 16 exons. Gene Ontology annotation, molecular function: guanyl-nucleotide exchange factor activity. The record is from RefSeq and is a predicted model, not a curated record. Bases 2975 to 5254 code for a protein of 759 amino acids.